UCCUCCUCCUCCUCCUCCUCUUCUCUGGUGGGGAGCCAUGUGGGGCCGUCGUGGGCUGCAGCUGAGAGGGCUAGCCGGUGCUCUAGCGGCCCAGCUGCCUUGGCGCCUCCCUCAGGCUGCCAUCUUGGAGCCUCCCUUCAGCAGUAAUGUCUAUGCUAUAACCAGACAAUUAAUUGUUUGCCAUUUUUGUACCACUGCGGACCAUAAUGUCUCCUACAAAGAACUCAAGGACUUGCUGGAUUCCAACGCCAUUUUGCUUAUUGAUGUCAGGGAGAAAUGGGAGAUUGGGCAAUAUGGAAAAAUACCUGGGUCCAUCUGCAUUCCAUUGGGAGAGGUUGCAGAAGCAUUACAGAUGAGCCCAUUGCAUUUUAAAGAGAAAUACAAUCAAGAUAUGCCUUCUAAAUCAGACCAUUUAGUCUUUUCCUGUCUGGCAGGAGUGAGAAGCAAAGCAGCUUUAGCUGCUGCAAAUUCUCUGGGUUUCAGCAGAGCUAAGCACUAUGCAGGUGGCUUCAAAGAAUGGGCAGAAUAUGAAUCUUCGGAGAAGAAGUGACUGGCAGAUCAGCCUAAAAUUCUUCUUAAAUAAAAUGUUUAAGGUAAAAAAAUUGAAAUGUAUCAUUAUGGUA
Sceloporus undulatus (fence lizard) is the source of this 623-nucleotide messenger RNA. RefSeq names its product thiosulfate sulfurtransferase like domain containing 3 (gene TSTD3). Lineage: Eukaryota; Metazoa; Chordata; Lepidosauria; Squamata; Phrynosomatidae. Gene Ontology annotation, molecular function: thiosulfate-cyanide sulfurtransferase activity. The transcript has 4 exons. Bases 38 to 550 code for a protein of 170 amino acids. Gene Ontology annotation, cellular component: mitochondrion. The record is from RefSeq and is a predicted model, not a curated record.